This is a messenger RNA of Triticum turgidum subsp. durum (durum wheat), 663 nucleotides long. The record is from the annotation of a GenBank genome assembly. NCBI's taxonomy places the organism in Eukaryota, Viridiplantae, Streptophyta, Magnoliopsida, Poales, Poaceae.
AUGCAGGCGGCGGUAGCGGCGUCGGCGUGGGUGCCGACCACCUCGCCGUCUACCUCCUCCUUCAAGUUCAAGGUUGGGGUCUCGUCGCGCUUGCGUGGGAGGAGAACGCCCUCUGCCGCGGCAACUUCGGUCGCCGUGUCCACUCGCCAGCCGCUGGAAGUUGUUCGACCCAUUGCCGACCCGAAUCCGGUGGUCGAUUCACCAUUAACCGCUGAAAAUGUGGAGCUUGUUCUGGAUCAAGUCCGGCCGUAUCUCAUGGCAGACGGCGGCAACGUUGCCUUGCAUGAGAUCGACGGGAAUGUGGUGAGGCUCAAGCUGCAAGGAGCAUGCGGGGCGUGCCCAAGCUCGGUGAUGACCAUGAGGAUGGGCAUUCAGCGGCGUUUGAUGGAUGAAAUACCAGAGAUUGCUGCAGUUGAAGCUAUCACGGACAAGGAGGCUGGGCUUAAGCUGAACGAAGAGAAUGUUGAAAAGGUACUCGAUGAGAUCAGGCCAUACCUCACCGGCGCAGGAGGCGGUAAUCUCAGGUUUGUCGCGAUCAACAAAUUCUUCGUGAAAGUCCAACUCAAGGGCCCUGCAGCAGGUGUGGCGGCCGUCCGAGUUGCUGUAGCACAGAAGCUCAGAGAGAAGAUCCCAUCCAUCGCAGCUGUCCGGCUAUUGCCGUAA